Frieseomelitta varia is the source of this 940-nucleotide messenger RNA. RefSeq names its product ubiquitin-conjugating enzyme E2 C (gene vih). The coding region runs from base 87 to 635 and encodes 182 amino acids. NCBI's taxonomy places the organism in Eukaryota, Metazoa, Arthropoda, Insecta, Hymenoptera, Apidae. The record is from RefSeq and is a predicted model, not a curated record. The transcript is spliced from 4 exons.
ACAGUGACUGUUGUAUCACAAAGCGAAGCUUCGGAAAUUUCGUGCAGCGAAUAAGUCUAAGAAUCACGUGUGUCUUUCGAUUCAGAAUGGCACAAAAUAUAAAUCCAUUUUAUUCGUCUCAGAACGCUCCAAAUAAAGCUACAGAGGAAAAACAGAAUAUACCAAAAGACAAACAUGCAGUUAGUAAACGAUUGCAGAAGGAACUUAUGGUUUUGAUGAUGAGUACAGAAAAAGGCGUUUCUGCCUUUCCAGAUGGAGAAAAUCUAUUUAAAUGGAUAGGAACUAUUACAGGACCACGGGAUACAGUUUAUGCUGGUCUUACAUAUAAAUUAACUUUAGAAUUUCCCCAUAGCUAUCCAUAUAGUGCUCCAAUUGUACGUUUUGCUACUCCUUGUUUUCAUCCAAAUGUGGACGCAGUAGGUAAUAUUUGUCUGGAUAUAUUAAAAGAAAAAUGGAGUGCUUUAUAUGAUGUGCGUACUAUAUUGUUAUCUAUACAAUCUCUUCUUAAUGAACCUAACAAUGAGAGCCCUCUCAAUCCACAGGCAGCAAAGUUAUGGAAUGACCAGACAAAGUAUAAAAAACAUUUAACAGAAGAAUAUCACAGAGCUAUGAAUGGUGAUCAGUCAGACUCAUGAUAAGUGUAUUUUUAUAAAAAUUUUGGCUUGUUCAUUAUUUUUAUUUUUAUCAAUGUUACAUCUAGAUAUAAGAUAUAGAAGAACAAACUGCACUGAAUUUUUGUACUUCAUUAUAGAAAAUUUCAUCUCCUAUUAUCUUUUGAACCUGCAUGUUCUAUCGUGCAAAAGGACGUACAAAUACUUUUUAUAUUGUUAGUCACGAUCAUCUUUAUUAUAUGAUUUCAUCAAUCUAUCUUGAUAAUGUAUAGAAAUUUGUAUCAUGCUUUUAAGACUGUAUAUGCGGAUUAAACAUUUUAUAUCAUCAA